Molecule: messenger RNA, 615 nt
Organism: Aphanomyces astaci
Lineage: Eukaryota; Oomycota; Saprolegniomycetes; Saprolegniales; Verrucalvaceae
Exons: 4
Coding region: 1-615 (204 amino acids)
Source: RefSeq, a predicted model, not a curated record
AUGAAACGCUGGUGGUUGUGGGUGGAGCUCCUGGACGACGCCGAUGAGGACGUUGACACACCCGAUAACAUCCAUAUCACGUUCAUUGCGACCGUCUCGUUACCGCCCGAUGCGUUUCACGACCUCCUCCGAGAAUUCUCGAAACACAACACAUGGAAGUCCGGCAACGGAAAGUCAGGGCGACCGCCAAAGCUCACAUAUAAGCACCAAGCGUUGGCAGAAGCUGCUUUCGAGGUCGCCCUCAAGGAUGCCCCCGAUGCUCGUGUUCGUACCUUUGUCACUGGGACGCUGCUGUUCGGUGCCGACAGAACGAUCGUGUGGUGCCUGCACAACCACGCCUGGAGCUGGAACGAUGGCGACACAAGGUUCUCCUUGCAGAUGAAGUACCUCGACGGGAAGCGAACUGCAGCUGGCCUAGGUGUUGUCGCCGGCUCGGCCUUUCCCGUUUGUGACGAUCUACGUGGCAAGAUCAGAACCCCGUUGAAAGAUGGCGAUUUAGGACUGGCUUCCUCAUUGUGCCAUAUCGGAGUGCUCAUGAUGAGCAAUGCUAUUACUUCCCUUCGUCAGACCGCGGAGUGGGGCAUGGGCGAGUCGAGAAAGUGUACGGACUACUGA